Zootoca vivipara (common lizard) is the source of this 1952-nucleotide messenger RNA. Its product is annotated as actin, alpha cardiac muscle 1. The record is from RefSeq and is a predicted model, not a curated record. NCBI's taxonomy places the organism in Eukaryota, Metazoa, Chordata, Lepidosauria, Squamata, Lacertidae.
UGUCUCUGUCUCUCUGUCUCUGUCUCUCUCUCUCUUUCAUUUUUCUAACAUUACAUUUUGUAGUUUGAAUUAUUCCCAGAUAAUCCAGACAGGCUUUCCCCUGAAUUGCUUUUUCCACAGCCUAGGACACUGAGGAGCCAUGUGUGAUGAUGAAGAAACCACAGCACUUGUCUGUGACAAUGGCUCUGGACUUUGCAAAGCUGGAUUUGCCGGAGAUGAUGCUCCAAGGGCUGUUUUUCCAUCCAUCGUUGGACGACCUCGGCACCAGGGGGUUAUGGUAGGGAUGGGGCAAAAAGACAGCUAUGUUGGCGAUGAAGCACAGAGCAAACGAGGGAUUCUGACCCUGAAGUAUCCUAUCGAGCACGGGAUUAUCACUAACUGGGAUGACAUGGAAAAGAUUUGGCAUCAUUCAUUCUACAAUGAACUUCGAGUUGCCCCAGAAGAGCACCCUGUCCUCCUGACUGAAGCGCCAUUAAACCCCAAGGCUAAUCGAGAAAAAAUGACCCAGAUCAUGUUUGAAACUUUCAAUGUCCCUGCAAUGUAUGUGGCCAUUCAAGCGGUUCUCUCUCUCUAUGCAUCUGGCCGAACUACUGGGAUAGUUCUGGACUCUGGGGACGGUGUCACACAUAACGUACCUAUCUAUGAAGGCUAUGCCCUGCCACAUGCCAUCAUGAGACUGGAUCUGGCUGGAAGAGAUCUCACUGACUAUCUCAUGAAAAUUCUUACAGAGAGGGGAUACUCUUUUGUUACUACAGCCGAGCGUGAGAUUGUGCGAGACAUCAAAGAGAAGCUCUGCUAUGUGGCUCUCGACUUUGAGAAUGAAAUGGCCAUGGCUGCAUCCUCCUCUUCUCUGGAGAAGAGCUACGAACUCCCUGAUGGUCAAGUCAUCACUAUUGGCAAUGAACGGUUUCGAUGCCCAGAAACACUCUUCCAGCCAUCAUUCAUAGGGAUGGAGUCUGCCGGUGUCCAUGAAACAACCUAUAACAGUAUAAUGAAAUGUGAUAUUGACAUCCGUAAAGACCUUUAUGCUAAUAAUGUGCUUUCUGGAGGGACCACCAUGUACCCUGGCAUUGGGGACCGUAUGCAGAAGGAGAUUACCGCUUUGGCUCCAAGUACAAUGAAGAUCAAGAUGAUUGCACCUCCAGAACGUAAAUAUUCUGUCUGGAUUGGGGGAUCCAUAUUGGCUUCUCUUUCGACCUUCCAGCAAAUGUGGAUCAGCAAAGAUGAAUAUGAGGAAUCUGGUCCCUCCAUUGUCCAUCGCAAAUGCUUUUGAAUAUGCUUAUGGUUCACCCUAAAUGUUAUUUCUCUACCAAAUUUCUCUGGAAAUUUAGUUUAAGCUUUCCCUCACUGCCUAGUCUGAAAACACAAUAAAGGUGAAGUUAACUGAGCAGAUGUUGAAACAGAAAAUUAAAAAAAAAAUCCUUCCAGUAGCAACCAAGUUAGUCAUAGGUAUGAGCUUUCGUGUGCAUGCACACUUCUUCAGAUACACUGAAACAGAAGUCACCAGACCCUUAUGUAUAGUCAGAGGGUGGGGAGGUGUUGUCAUUUCUGGAUACCUCAAAUACGUACACCCCAUAUUAUGUACACCCCAUAUUUUCCAUUCAAACGACAAGGAUCCUUAGAAAAUCCUUCAUUGGUUAUUAAAUAAGUUAUUGCAGGUAGGAAGCUUCCUAACACUGCUCGUCAGGGGAUGCAAUACUUCAUGCUUUGAAAUAAUAUGUUCAAUGUUAUAUGCAAUAUCCAAUGAGCUCUGUAUGGCUUUAAUAUGAACAUUUUAUCCUCACAAUACUGCGAUGUCUUAAGCAGACUGAUUUGCCCAAGGCUACCAAGUCAACUUCAUUGCUAGGUAGAGUUUUGAAAUAGCAUUUGUCACAUCUACACACAGCAUGCUAGCUACUAUUAGUUUUCUUUCUACUUUUUUUAAGAGCAGUUGGUAAAAUCCUGCUACUAAG